UCUGCUUGCUGCGGCGCGCAAGAAGCAGGGAGGGCUGAAGUGGCACUUUUCCGUCCUGUCGCGAAAAGCAUCUCUCUCCAGCGAGGGUACAGUGACGGCAGCGUAGUCUCCGGAUCGAGCACUUGACAGGAGAUUCAGGGUCGUUCCAUUACGCGGAGUCCAUGCAAUUCCUCCCUGUUUGAAACUGUACGCCCACCUGGAUAAGCCAAUCUCAGUAAGGAGUCGACGCGAGACGGACGCCAGCGCUGUUGGCAGAGGGAAACGACAAGAAUAUGAUGUUCAAACAGCACUUGCUUUUUGUGCUCUACACCGUCUGUGGAAUUGUCAUUAAAGAGGUUGCAACGAAAAACAAAGUGAAAGGUAGCCAGGGUCAGUUUCCUAUCACUCAGAAUGUGACCGUGGUGGAAGGGGGGGCAGCUAACAUGACCUGCCGUGUGGAAUACAAUGAUAACACCUCCCUCCAGUGGUCAAAUCCUGCACAGCAAACACUCUUCUUUGGGGAUAAGAAAGCACUGAGGGACAACCGGAUUGAACUGGUUCGAGCUUCGUGGAAGGAGCUGACCAUCACCAUCAAUGAGGUGACCCUGUCAGACGAAGGCCUGUACACGUGCUCUCUCUUCACGAUGCCGGUCAAAACAUCCAAAGCCUUUCUCACUGUGCUGGGAGUACCCCAGAAACCAGAAAUCACAGGUUUUUCCAAGCCUGCCCAGGAGGGGGAAGAGGUUACACUGACGUGCACAACAUCUGGAAGCAAGCCCGCGGCGGACAUCCGAUGGUUCAGAAAUGACCAGGAGGUCCCAGGUUUUAAGGAGGUGAAUGCGACUGGAAAGUCCUUCACUGUGAGAAGUACUCUCCAUCUGCAGGUGGACAGGAAUGAUGAUGGUGUGGCUUACACCUGCAGUGUGGAGCAUGUGUCUCUCGUCUCUGGCCCUCUGCAAGUUACUGAAGUCCUAGAGGUCCAUUAUGCUCCUCGUGUAGAAAUCAUACACUCACUAAUUGUUCCACAGGAAGGACAGUAUUUUAAGUUGGAGUGUGUUUCCAAAGGCAACCCACUGCCUGAGCCAGUGCUAUGGACUAAAGAUGGUGGGGACCUCCCUGAUGUUGAGCGCAUGAUUGUGGAGGGCAGAGAAUUAAUCAUCACAACUCUGAACAAAACAGACAACGGCACGUAUCGCUGUGAGGCCAGCAACCAUCUUGGGACAAACAGUGAUGAAUAUGUUUUAUUUGUAUAUGAUCCCAACGCUCUCACCCAGCACGGCCCCGACCACGCCCUGAUCGGGGGAGUCGUUGCCGUGGUGGUCUUCAUCACCUUGUGUUUCAUCAUCGUCCUCGGACGUUACCUGGCGAGGCAUAAAGGGACUUACUUAACCAAUGAGGCCAAAGGAGCAGAGGACGCCCCUGAUGCAGACACAGCCAUCAUCAAUGCGGAGGGGAACCACGCACAUGCAGAGGAAAAGAAAGAAUAUUUCCAGGGAGCGGCAAGAAAUGUGGUUCAUCUCAAGUCGGAAAACCUUGGCUUUGCCAAUAAUUACGCUUUAAGGGGAGAGUAUGUCAAAUGUAUCAAUGUGAACAACAUUUAAUGUUUAUUAUUAUUUAUUAUUAUCAUUUCUGUUGUCAUGCUAUGAAAUUUGUAGGUGUUUACCACACUGAUAAAUGAGAUAUUUACAAAGGAGAGUAAAGUGGACGCUUGUGUAAACAUAUGGACAAAAAGAGUGAAAUAAAAUGUGUAGAAGCACAACUGAAAGGAUUUUAUCAUCCUGUUUUUAAAGACAUAUUUAUUGAUUAUUCCAUUCUCAUUUGUCUGUAUAUUCUUGCACUGUUAAUAUGAAGCUCUGACAUUUGUGUUAUUGUAACAAAAGAAGAUUAAAAUAUGUAAGCACAAAGUCAUCAAUGUUUCAUUGCUUUAUACAGUCUCAGGUUUAAUAACUAGUCUAAGUCAGUUACUUUUUUUUUUCUCUCAGUCAAAUAAAUAGAUGUUUUUGUUUUGUUAUUGUUGUCGUUUGUUUUGUUCUGUUUAGUUUCAUUUCGAUUCGUUGGUUUUGUGGUUUUGGACUAAAAACCUGUGCAUCCUGCAGUAGGUGUACAAAUUUUUAACUGAAACUCAAAGUCCAUAGCUCAACAUUGAAUGGAUGAUCAACUUUGCAUUGUCUAGUCAAUAGUCAAUAGAAAUUCAUAAAUUAUUUUACUUAAUACUUCUUGUGAAUAAUGCUGUACAUUACUUUGCUAAAGUGAUUAAUGUUGAAAAAUAUUGUUAAUGAUGGGAUCCCAUAUGAGAAUUUGUAUAUUAUAAAAUAUACUCAUUGAAAGUGUUUCAUCUGUCCUUUGCAUUGUUAUAUUAUCGCCAUCAACCAGGAACAAAAAUUCUGUUUCUCUUUGCUUUCUUUUCACAAAACAUGUAAAUAAUAUGUAAGUAUUCUUGAGAUUAGCAUUCAUUUAAACUAGACCUGGAGUUAAAUAUCAGAAUUCACAAUGAAACUAUGCCCAGUAUUUCCUGGUUGUUAAAAUUGAAGACAAUUUACGACAAGAGGGGAACAGGUGCUAAUCCGGGUGGG
Messenger RNA from Chanos chanos (milkfish), 2552 nucleotides. RefSeq names its product cell adhesion molecule 2b (gene cadm2b). Lineage: Eukaryota; Metazoa; Chordata; Actinopteri; Gonorynchiformes; Chanidae. The record is from RefSeq and is a predicted model, not a curated record. The transcript has 11 exons. Gene Ontology annotation, biological process: homophilic cell-cell adhesion. The coding region runs from base 273 to 1580 and encodes 435 amino acids.